Molecule: messenger RNA, 1744 nt
Organism: Sinocyclocheilus rhinocerous
Lineage: Eukaryota; Metazoa; Chordata; Actinopteri; Cypriniformes; Cyprinidae
Product: core-binding factor subunit beta-like
Exons: 6
Coding region: 375-938 (187 amino acids)
Biological process (GO): regulation of transcription by RNA polymerase II
Cellular component (GO): core-binding factor complex; nucleus
Molecular function (GO): sequence-specific DNA binding; transcription coactivator activity
Source: RefSeq, a predicted model, not a curated record
AUAAGUCGGACUCCGAGGAGCCAGGAAGUAACUGUGAGCCAUGCAGCUCAUGAGACGGAUAAAGUAGCGCGAGCGAGCGUCUGUUGUCAGCAGUCGGGGAUCACACGCGCGAGAGUGAGGAAGAACAACAAGCCAAGUGCAAAUUACUGCCAAAUCUAGUGCAGUACAACUCACGGACCCCACAAGACGCGAAAUCCGAAGGAGGUUUUACAUUUUAAAGAAUACAAAGCUCACUGCAACAUACUCCAUCAUUAGAAGAAGAGAAAAAGACGGAAGGAAAUAAGAGCGGGACUUGCGUGUUUCAAAACAACGCUUCACUCUCUUUGCAAGUUUAGACAAAUACAAUUAACACAAUUGAUCAAAUCGCGAUCAAGAUGCCUCGGGUGGUCCCGGAUCAGAGGAGCAAGUUCGAGAACGAGGAGUUCUUCAGGAAACUCAGUCGCGAGUGCGAGAUUAAAUACACCGGUUUCCGCGAUCGGCCGCACGAAGAGAGGCAGGCGCGCUUCCAGAACGCGUGCCGUGACGGCCGCUCAGAGAUAGCUUUUGUGGCAACCGGCACCAACCUCUCGCUGCAGUUCUUCCCAGCCAACCUUCAUGGGGAUCAGCGGCAGGCGCCCAGCCGAGAAUAUGUGGACUUCGAGCGGGAGACGGGAAAGGUUUAUCUGAAGGCUCCUAUGAUCCUGAAUGGAGUGUGUGUGAUCUGGAGAGGCUCGAUUGAUCUUCAGCGCUUGGAUGGGAUGGGUUGUCUGGAAUAUGAUGAUGAGAGGGCACAGCAUGAGGAUGCUCUAGCCCAGGCAGCCUUUGAGGAAACCCGCAGAAGGACUCGUGAUUUUGAGGACAGGGAUCGCUCGCACCGUGAGGACAUGGAGCCCAGGCGACAGCAGGACCCAAGCCCUGGCUCCAACAUGGGCAACACUGAUGAUCACAAGAUGCGCUAGCGGCAUUCACCAAAGUGGGCAGGGAUAGAGUCAUAAGACCUCCAACACCACAGCAAUCUCAUCUCCUGAUGCCUUGUUUAUCACAGGACAGACCAAAGUCCACACCGGUGGGGAUUUUUGGAUGGGAUGUUUGGUGAAGGGGCUGGGUGGGUUGGGCUGGGCUGGUAUUGAUGUGAGUCAGAGAUUAAUUUGCAUUUGAUUUAGUCCCUCGUUUAUUCUUGGGAUUUUUGCACUAUGUGAUACGUUCAGUUUAAGUCCCCCAUAUCGCCUUUCGGUAUGCAUGGUUUUCCUACCUAUGUUUGCUCUUGUUCCCCCCUAUGCAAGGCAUCUUAUUUUAUCCUAUUGUAAUGAAAUGGCAUUUUUUAAUUAUUUUAUUCGUAUUGUGUGUGAAAGUCAGGAUGUUUACUUUUUGUAUUUUCAUUUCCUCUAUACUGUAUAUAAACCUGUCUGUCCUUGUGCUUUGUAAGAGAAACAAGUAAACGUCGUUAGGUAGAUUUGUGCAGUAGAGUAGAACUUUUUUUUUUUAUGUCUAAAAAAAGAAAAAUCUAGAAAGAGGCUGCUGAUGUUGUGAAUGAGGAGGUAUUUUCUUUUACCAUCCUUCUCUAUGUGCUCUGUCUUCCACUCUCUUCCUGUUACAGUCAGUUGAAGCAUGCUUUGAACGUGAACUGAGCAGCAGGAAGUGAAUAUUGAGGUCAGUGUUACCCUGAGCGUGCUCUACACAAAAUGAGGCAGAGAUUCGUUUUUUCACCCUACAUCUGCUUUUUCUUUCAUUAAUGUCUACGUUUUACCUAUUUAGUUUGUUUUAA